CCCGUCAGUGAUCAUUCGAUAUUGUUGCCUGGCGGACGCAGCAGCAAAAAGCAGCAGCUUAGCCCAGAAGCAAGCAAAAGUAGGAGAAAUAGUUAAGGAAAAAGGGAAAAGCCCAAACGAAUUAGCGCGUGCAAAGUCGGACUACGAUGAUCGCGAGUUUCGACGGCGGAAGAGGAAAACUGCGAAGAAGACUGCGACGCGACUCCUAGUGCCUAGGCGAGAAAGAAAGAGAAAGGAAAAAACGGGAAAACUCUGCUUUCUCCGCGGGGAAAAUACAUAACUAUAAAUUUUGUCCAAAAAUAAAAAAGGAGAAUAAAACGUGCGGAAAGUGAGCGAUUCUGCGGGCAACAUUGCGAAUAUCGAAAACGAUCGAAGGAGGCUGGGAAGUUUAGGGGAAUCCAGCAAGAAAAAGUGCGUAAAAUCUGCAGAAAUUAAGCUGAGAGAAAAGAAAAAAAAGUGACGCAACGAGCUCAACCAAAAUAAGGGCAAACACCCAGAAGUGAAGUGUGACAACUUUGUGCGGUAACCGGUGCCAACCUUGGAUGCCAUUCUAGUCUGUGGCGUGGCGAUUUGUAAAAAGUGAGAAAAAAGAUCUCCUCUAAUCCAUCGAAAGGAGCAAACAAAAAAUAUCGUGUGCGAGAGUGGAGAUAGUUUUCACACCUUUUUGGCUAGUCAACAGUGCUGUCUAACAGCUCGUUCAACAAGCGUCAGUUUUUAAGUUUUCAACCUACAAACAGCAGACACAAAAUGAUUCACGUGGACGAAUCCGAUCCCGUCGGUGAUGUGCCACCACCGUUUCCCUAUCGUGAGGUGGAAAUUCAGCGCGGAGUCGAUGCCAAACAGCUGUACGAGCUGAGCACCGAAAUCGGAAGGGGCAAAUUCGGCGUCGUUCACACAUGCACGGACAAAUCAACCGGCCUCCGGCUGGCGGCCAAGUUCAUCAAGAUCGAGAAGAAAGGCGACCGCAAGAACAUCGAACGCGAGGUCCACAUGAUGAACGUGCUGCGGCACGCCAAAAUAGCCCAGCUGUACGCGGCCUACGAGUACGACCGGACGUUCUGCAUGGUGCUGGAGCUGGUCCAGGGCGGCGAGCUGUUUGACCGCGUGCUGGACGAAAAGUUCCUGCUCACCGAGAAGGCCUGCUCGAUCUUUAUGCGACAGAUUUGCGACGCCAUCGCGUACAUCCACGGCAACAACAUUGUGCACUUGGACCUGAAGCCGGAGAAUAUUCUGUGCCUGACGGAGAGCGGGAAUCGGAUAAAAAUUAUCGACUUUGGGCUGGCCCGCGAGUACGACCCGGACAACAAGCUGCAGGUGCUGUUUGGCACGCCCGAGUUUGUGGCCCCCGAGGUGGUCAACUUUGAGGCGAUCUCAUUCGCGACGGACAUGUGGAGCGUCGGCGUAAUUGCCUACGUGCUCGUAUCCGGUCUUUCUCCCUUUGCUGGCGAGGACGACAUCCAGACCAUGGGUAACAUCACGAUCGGUCGGUACGACUUCCUGGACGAGGCGUUCGACACCGUGUCAGAGGAAGCGAUCGACUUUAUCAACCGCUGUCUGGUGAAGGAUCCCAACGAACGAAUCAACGCAGAGCAGGCCCUUAAACACAAGUGGAUCAAGCGGAAACCUCAGUACUACCCGACGAAUCCUCGGCGACCUUCGAUACCCGUUUUCAAACCAAUUUUGCUAGAGGACAGCAAUGACAACAACAGCAAUGUACACUUGAUCUUUUUUCGCCAGAACGACGCCGAGAUCGACAAGGAAAACCUCAAGGAUCUGGUCUCCAAGUGGAACGAGUCCCCGAACAAUCGGUACGCCUUCGACCAGGCCUCCGAGAGUGUGAUCUCGCCCAGUGGGGACCUGAUUCCUGCGGGGGCGCUCCUGAUGCGGCGAACCAGUGGCGAUGCCAGCGGAGGCCGGAGGGGCAGCUUAGCUAGAGACGAGGAUGACCCGCUGCUUCUGUCCCCAUCGUCGUCGACUUCCUGUUGCUCGACCCUGUCACCACCUCCGCCACCACUCUCAUCGGAAGUGACCGCACCACAAUCAUCGCCCCAUCGCCCCGCACUAGCGCCAUUAGAAGUAGUCUCUAACACCGGCAGCGCCAGCAGCAACAGCAGCGAACUCAGUAAUGCCAACAAACUUAGUAGUAUUAGUAGUGCUAGCGAUUUCAGUAGUAGUCUCGAAAGCUCAUCCAUCACGGCGAUCCCACUUGAUCAUCACUCUCGUUCAUCUUUCCCAGAUCAUUCGCAGUCCGCCGGAGUGACCACCGGAGGCCAGGCGCAACCGGAAGUGACUCCAAAACUUCCCACAACCAACACCACCACCAAGAUCAAGGUAUGUGAUGAGUUACGAAUGCUAUCCGACUUACUAAAAAUGAAAACCCCAAAGGAGGAUCAGCAACCACCACCCGUGACCUGUGACCCCAAACACCUCCCAGAACAACAGCACAACAGUACACUGAAUGGUAACAACAAUAGCAACAGCAACAUCAACCUCGGAACCACCCCACCAAAACCACCCACCAGCCCAUUAAGCCCCACGACUCUCAGUACCGCCGACCUGGACUCGGACCUCGAGAGUCUCAAAUCCAAACUGAAGGUCAAAACGUCCCGGGCCCAGAACAAGCUAAACGAGCUCGCCCAGCAGCCCGACUUCCUCGCCAAUGACCCGUUCAAGCUGCCGACGUUCAAGUUCCUGCCCAAAUCGAUCAGUCUGUGCAACGACGACUCCGUGUUCAAAGAGAACUACACCAAAUUCUGUGAUCGCAACGCCAUUCUACCUCCUACCCACAUUCAAGAAUCGCACCAGGAAGUGAGCUCGACGUCGUCCACCUCCUCCACGACGACCGUGUCCGAAGGCACCAAGGUGAUCGUCACCAAAACCACCAAGAGCAGCAAGUUGAGCGCCGACGGAACCAAAACCGUCACCGUCAAGAAAACGAUCGUCAAACAGAAAAAGAUCACCGAACAGGAACAGCAGGACGUGACAUCGGCCGCGGCGACGACGACGACGCCCACCAAGGAAUCGUCCACGGCCAGCGCAACCGUCAAGCGAACCAAGUUCCGCGUCAACCAGAUGAGCAGCCGGGACGUCCCGGUAGCGAUCAACAGCGUUGCCAAGCGAUACCUCGAGCAGAACCGAAUCUUCGCGACGGAAACCGCACUGACCGUGCCCAAAGACGACUGUCUGGUGAAGAAGCUCCACAAAAGCCACGUCCACACGACGUCGGAAACGGAAAGCGCCAACAAUUUGAAAAACACCAUGAAGAUCCGCAGCAUCUCCGUCGACUGGGGCGCGAAGGAUGCCGUCGAAAACCGAUCGAUGAAGUCGAUCAACUCGUUCCUCAAGCGCACCUCCACCUCCUCGUCCACGACCAGCUCGGCCGUCAAGCAGAUCCAGGCACAGAUCGAGGCCAGCAUCCACAAAUAACCGACCCCGGUCAGCGUCCUCGAACUGCGGACAAUACGCUUAAAUUCCAUGUUCAUCGCACAAGCACACAUCCCGUCACCUUCCUCGAAUCCCGUUUCCUCUCAUCGUCAGUCUGUGCUUAAUUCAUCCCUUUCAAUGUUAGUCGUUAGUUUUUUCUUUCUCUGCAUUUCUCAACCAAACACAUUUCUUCGUUGUUUAGCAGCAUCAUCCACCCAUCAUUGUUACACUCAUUAUAACGUUCAAAUUGUUCGUUGCGUUAGUUCUAGUAGCAAAGCGAGUCAGGUCUCAUUAAAACUACAAGUUACGCAAGAAAAAGAGAGAAAAAGGUUUAGGGUCAUGAUAAAUGUUGCGUUAAGUUAGGCUCAGAUAUUGUUAAAGAAUGCUUGAAGUAACUGUAAUCACAACAAAUGUAGCUGAAAUGUAUAUAAUCAGAGUACCAUUCAAUCUUGAAUAAAGAAGUAUCAUCUAUG
Messenger RNA from Culex pipiens pallens (northern house mosquito), 3896 nucleotides. RefSeq names its product calcium/calmodulin-dependent protein kinase type II subunit gamma. The record is from RefSeq and is a predicted model, not a curated record. Gene Ontology annotation, biological process: positive regulation of apoptotic process; protein phosphorylation; intracellular signal transduction. The coding region runs from base 748 to 3426 and encodes 892 amino acids. Gene Ontology annotation, cellular component: nucleus. Lineage: Eukaryota; Metazoa; Arthropoda; Insecta; Diptera; Culicidae. Gene Ontology annotation, molecular function: protein serine/threonine kinase activity; ATP binding. The transcript has 8 exons.